AGUAUGAAAGGGAAGCCUCUUGCUGGUAGUCACACUGCCAGAUCCUCACAGGAGCCUCACUAACACAGAAAAAAACCCACCCACACACACACACGGACUCAGGCCUGGACACGGAGAUAGAGUCGGCUGCCAAACCAUAAUCAGUAUACCUCUGAGUGUGGCUUUGAUUUCCCAAACCUCUCUUUUUUUCUAGCACUGACAUGGAGCUCCACACUGUUCAUAAAACCUCCCACCACAGCCACCUGGGUGAGGAGAAGCACCAGAUGCUGAACCUGAACCGGCGCCUGGAGACUUACCUGAGUCGGGUCAAACUCUUAGAGGAGGAAAAUGUGCUGCUUUCUAAGGAGAUCCAGGCUCUGAGAUGCAGCCAUCAUGGAGCUUUGACUCACAGGAAGGGUUUGGAGGAAGAGCUGCGGCGAGCAAGGCUGGAGCUGGAUGCAGCCUGGAGGGACAGGGUCCACGCAGAGCUGGAGGUUGGCAGGCUGACUGAGGAGUUCCAAGCCCUGGACCUGCAGAGACAGAGAGAGGCUCAAGCCCACGUGAAGGCCAAGACAACGCUGGAGCAAAGCAGGAAGGAGCUGGAGGAGGAACAGAGGGCACAGAUCUGGCUGAGGGAGAAGGUCAGUCAGCUGGAGCAUGAGAUGAGGUUCCUAAUUCAAAGCCAUCAGGAGGAUGUGGCCCACUUGGAGGCCACAUUGACCCAUUCCAGAGCCACAGUGCCACCCACACUGGCUCAAAGGGGCAACGAGACACCAAACCUCCUCCAGCUGGGGCAGGAGUACUCCCAGAGGGCUACCAGAGCAUGGCAGGAGGCAGCAGAGACCUAUGAGGGCCAGUUAGCUCAGCUAGAGGGGACGCUUAACCAGGCCAGGAGCCAUUUGACCCAAGUGGGCCAGGAGAAGAGCGAAAGCCAGCUGAGGCUCCAGGCCCUCGAGAGGGAGAUCGCCUCAGCUCAGGAUGUCAGGCUGCAUCUGGAGAAGAAUGCAGCUCAGAAGAGGGACAAACACAGUCAGGAGAUCCAGCAGCUGCAGACGCACGUAGGGGGCAUGGAGGCAGAGAAGGAGGAGCUGAGCCAGCAGAUAAAUCACCUCCUCAUGGAAAACCGAAGCCUGUUGCAGCUGAAGAUGUCUCUGGGCCUGGAGGUGGCAACAUACAGAGCUUUACUGGACAGUGAAAGCCUCAGGGGAGACAACUCUUUGUUCAAUCAGCCAAGAAACGUUUCCAUCACAGAUGCUGCGUUCUGUCUGCGAGGGGUUAAAAAGAAUUACCAAACCCAGCAGUCUGCUCGCCACAAGACUGCUUCUCUUUCACCGCUCCGUGUUAUAACAGGAACCGCUGCAACACCACUCUGCAGCAGAAGACCUGUGACUUUCAGUGAAACUCCAAAGAAUUCAAAACCUGCAGAUGCAGAGGUGACAAAGUCAGCAACAUGGGAAAUCCCUUAUCCAAAAAUACUGCAGGACGGGGCUGUUGAAAAUUUCAGACCACAGGAGGUUCAGGAGAAAGUGACCUAUGCUGAGCCUCUGUCACCUCCCAACGAGCAGGAGGCUUCUGCUCCAGAGACAUCAGGGGACAAAGAAGUAGAAGAGGAAUGGAAAAGUGUUGAUGAUGAAACUCCUGAGGAAACAGUUGUACAGUCAGUUGUCAGUUAUCAGACUGAGUCUGAAGUUAGCCACCAUCAGUUUACAACACCCAACCUUACGCCAUACUAUGUCAGAGAGAAAGAGAAGGCCUGUGUAAUCUCAGAUGAAUCUGAUAAGGAUGUGACUUCUGAAGGUCCUGCUGAAAACGAAGAUGUGCAGCCGCCACUGUCUCCAGCUGAUGCAUGGGGAAAGAAAGAGGGUAUAGGCAACAUAGUAGAGCAUGUGCAAGAGGAGACCUCAGACUCUGAAACUGAGGCAGUACUUGAACCAGCCCUCGAAUCCGGGACGAGCAGUCCGGUCUCUGUAUGUGAGCCAGGAGAAAGUGUGUUCAACCAGUUGACAGAUUUCAGUCGAGAUGAAAACAGCUCAAAAGAUGGUGCAGCUGAGACAAGACAGGAAAUAAAUAAUAAAUCUACGACAGGGACAAAUGAGACAGAUGUUGAGUACAAGUUGUACCCUGAUGGGGAAGAGAUGGAUACGUGGGAUAGUGUAAUAGAAAGGAAGGUUGAUCUGACAGACAAUGGAAAACAAAAAGAUGAAGCAAUAAGACAACAUGCUGAACCAGAGGAAGACAUAUCUGCAAGAGAACUGGAGCAUAAAAAGAGAGAAAUCAGCCAGGAUUUUGCCACAGAUACACAGGAAGACGACAACGUGGCCUCAGCAGUGAUGGACACAAAAGUAGACGAUGAUGAACAGCAGGCAGUGGUACACCAAGAUAAUGCUCCGCCUCCUCACAAAGAUGAAGAGGAUGAUGAUGAUGAAGAGGAGGACUCUCAAAACGUCUGUGUGUCAUGGAGAACUGAGCUGGAGAGCGACAGCUACGCUCAGGAUAACACCCUUGCCGACACUCGUCCUCUGAUACGCUACAGGAGCGACGAGACCGACGCCAACACUCAGGCAUCACACAUGGACGAGAGCGAGUCCAGCGAAGGUGACCAGGAAAAGAAGAUCGGAGAGGCGGGAAGCGGAAUGUGGAGCGAUGACAAGUCAAAGAGAUUUGGAACUAUGGAGGAUCUGUGCGAAGAAGCUGAAGGGGAAGCACUGGAUGAGGAAUAUGACCUGGGAUAUACUCAUACUGAGGACAAGGAUGUUGAUUAUAGUAUGACUGUAAGUGAGCAUGCCACAUCAGGUAACAAUACAGAACAUGCAGAAGGAAUGAUCGAGACAGUCAGUGAGGAAUAUUCGGAUGAAGAAACUGAAGAAUUUACCAAACCCGUGGUGCCCACAAAUGUAGACUACGAUGAGGAGCUGGAGACGGACAGACUCGUGGAGCAGGAAUUAGAACACCUAUCCACAGACGUCUACAGUGCUCACUUUGCACAGCAGCAGCUCACUGACAGUGGGGAGGUGUCUGUCCAGGAUAUGUCAGGGCAAGAAGAAGCAGGACAAACCAAAACAGAUGACACGUCUUUCUGCGCAGAGUCUGGAGCGAAGGUAAACAGCAAACCAGCAUCGUCCAGUACAGUUAUAGAUCAGCACUAUGAGAGCCUAUAUUUCAGUGAUUCGUCAGUGGUAUUGCCUCAAACAGACACGCUGGGUGAUGAUGAGGAGGACCAACAUAAAGAUCGAGAAGCUGCAACUGCUCCAGAGAAGACAGAUGAAGACGAUGUACACAAUGAAUCUAUGGUGACACAUGCUGAUGUGAUGGAAGAUAGAUCCGGCUUUAGUGACUUUAUCUACAGGCCUGAUACGGAGGAAAUCAACAACUCAGAGGACCCAAGCUCUGCUGCACCGCAGGAAAAGCUGCAGGAUGCGGCCGCCGCCCCCACUGAGGCGAAAGAAGCUGUACCUGUAGAAGUGUCUGAGUCUCAAGAGCAUCCAGUUAAUGAAGCUGCAGACUGUCAGUCAUUUCCUGACCUUCCAGAAACAGCUGAGUGGGAAGUCGUAGAGAGCCCAAGCGAGGACUUUGAAAGCAGUGAUCAGAAUGAAAGUGAACAGAAAUGUGAUGGUGUGCCUGACUCAGCUGAAAGUCACCUCCACGAUGACGAAGGUGCUGAUCAGGGCCUAAUGACAUGUAAAGAGGAGCCACUAGAGAUUUCCCCCGACUACGUGCCUAAUGAAAACGAUAUCUUCGUGGUGAAGGACUCAACAGUAGAACUACUGAAGACAAAUGGCAAAGACAGUGGGCACCAUGGUGUUUUCAGCUCUGGCACAAAGAAUGACUUCUGGGUGUCCUCCUUAGAGAGUGGUGCCACCUAUCAACCAGAUGGAGCCUGUAAUGAAGCAGCUGAGCAAACCAAUCAGAACCUUGGGUUUGGUGACAACCUAGUUUGGGGGAAUUCGGCCAACUCGAAUGUGGUUAACGGGAACUCCAGGGUGGAUGCUGACUCACCUAAAGCCCUGGCUGCUAGAAAGGCGCAGGAGCAGAUCCAUUUGGAGGUGAAGCAGGUGUUGUGCAGAAAUGCUGUUGAGGGGGAGCUGGUCCAUUCUGAGGAGUCUGAAGCUGAGGGUGAAUCCUGGUCAUCUGGGGAAGAACCAGUAUAAAAAGAAGUGAAAAGUUAGAGUUAGACCAGUUUUAGACCUAAUCAGUGUUAGUCAGAAUGUUUCUGUACAAUGAAUUUACUAUGAAAACCAAAGUCGUGCCUUGGUGUGCACCUCAGUGACACUAACCACCAAUGUGCCAAUUCUGUCUGUGAAGAUAUUGAGCUCUUGCUUUACUUCCUUAAACUGACACAUUUCACUAAACAUUUUUUUUCUUCUUCCUGAUUCUUCAAACCUUUCAGUCUUUCAUUGUGCAUGUUGUAGAAGAAGGUUGAGAGUUUCUGCAUGAGGGAAAAGCAUGAAGACAGAACAAAGAAUGUCAUUUGAAAGUCAAAGUGUUUAUUGAUCACUGCCUAACCUGAUUGUACUGACUGAUGGAAAUCAAUGAGCCCAGAAGGGGUGGAUUCUUUGCAGAGCUGCUGUUUCAUGAUGCGCCGAACAAACAGAUGGAGUUCUGAUAGUGAGUAAGCUCAUUUCACUGGACAAGUGAAAAGAGUCGAGAUGACAGAUUCCAAAAAGCAAACUCUUCUGUUUUUAUUUGUUUGGUCUGAUGAAGAAGUAAACUGGUUUAACUUUUUAUUUAGAUCCAUAGUUUUUUUUUGCUGCGGUACAUUUA
Molecule: messenger RNA, 4740 nt
Organism: Toxotes jaculatrix (banded archerfish)
Lineage: Eukaryota; Metazoa; Chordata; Actinopteri; Toxotidae
Gene: nes
Product: nestin
Exons: 4
Coding region: 201-4127 (1308 amino acids)
Biological process (GO): positive regulation of intermediate filament depolymerization
Cellular component (GO): intermediate filament
Molecular function (GO): intermediate filament binding; CCR5 chemokine receptor binding
Source: RefSeq, a predicted model, not a curated record